Molecule: messenger RNA, 2805 nt
Organism: Leucoraja erinaceus (little skate)
Lineage: Eukaryota; Metazoa; Chordata; Chondrichthyes; Rajiformes; Rajidae
Gene: ptprjb.2
Product: zic family member 2 (odd-paired homolog, Drosophila), a
Exons: 3
Coding region: 566-1924 (452 amino acids)
Biological process (GO): regulation of transcription by RNA polymerase II; central nervous system development
Cellular component (GO): nucleus
Molecular function (GO): DNA-binding transcription factor activity, RNA polymerase II-specific; RNA polymerase II cis-regulatory region sequence-specific DNA binding
Source: RefSeq, a predicted model, not a curated record
CCAUCCCACGCAUUUAUCCUCAGGAUUCUCUUAUCUCUACUCCUUAUUUAUCUGCCAUUCUGAUUAUCGCUAUCACUGGCAACAACGCAUCUGCCGACAGAGAGAGAGAGGGAGAGAGAGACACAGAGAGAGAGAGAGACAGAGAAACAGACAGCAAGAGCGUUCAAAUGCGUUUUCUCCGUGGGAAAUUCUUAGCACAGAAGAAAACAAACUUCAAUGUGAUCGCAAUAAAAACAAACUGUUUCAAGGACAUCAAAAAAAGUUGCACGCGAUAAUUUGGCUCGAUCGUUUUUCUCGACGCUUUUUUUUACUUGCCAAAAAAAAAAGAAGGCAGUUGGGAAGGGGCGAAUCGUUGGGCUGGAUUUGUGAUUCAUGGACUGGUGCGUUCUGAUUCCUUUAGAAAACCACCGUAAACACUGACAACAUCAAGGCGUCUCUGAAGUUGCUGCUGCUACUGACCUGUGCGUGUGUGUGUGUGUGCGUGUGUGUGUGUUUGUGUGUGUGUUGUGCUGGGGGUGGGUUGUGGAGUAAGAGAUUUGUUUGUUUGCUCCCCGCUUUCAGGGGAAUGCUGCUGGAUGCGGGACCGCAGUUCCCCACCCUCGGGGUGGGCACCUUCGCGAGGCACCACCACCACCACCACCACCACCACGCCACCGCCGACAUGUCCGACCGGGAUCUGGCCAUGUCUCAGAACACCUUUGUCGACUCGGCGCACAUGGGCGCCUUCAAGCUGAAUGCCGGCGUCCACCACGACCCGUCCGCUGCCCAGACCUCGGCUUUCAGCGCACAAGCGGCGGCCGGCCCGGGAUACCCGUCCGCUUUAGCUCCCCACGCCGCUCAUGUCGGCUCCUACUCGGGCGCCGCUUUCAACUCCACGCGGGACUUUAUCUUCCGCAGCCGCGGCUACACCGACUCGAGCCCGGGCUCCGGGCAACACGGUAUCUUCGGACCGAGCCCAGGGGGCUUACAUCACCCACAUUCGGACACCUCGGCACAUAUUCUGUUCCCCGGCAUCCACGAACAAGGAGCAUCGCAUCCGUCUCCAAACGCGCACGUCCUGAACGGCCAAAUGCGCUUGGGGCUGGCCGGUGAAGUAUUCGGGCGCUCGGACCAGUGUCCCAGGACUGACCCCUUCUCGGCUGCCCAGGUGCACCACCACCACCACAAUUAUGGACAGAUGAAUAUGAACAUGGGUAUGAAUAUGGCAACGCAUCGCGGUGCAGGAGCCUUCUUCCGAUACAUGCGGCAACCCAUCAAGCAGGAACUCAUCUGUAAGUGGGUCGAUCCCGAGCAACUGGCCAACCCCAAAAAGUCCUGCAACAAAACCUUCAGCACUAUGCACGAGUUGGUCACCCACGUUUCGGUGGAGCAUGUCGGAGGUCCGGAGCAGACCAACCACAUCUGCUUCUGGGAAGAGUGCGUCCGGGAAGGCAAGCCUUUCAAAGCCAAAUACAAAUUGGUGAAUCACAUCAGGGUUCACACCGGCGAGAAGCCGUUCCCCUGCCCGUUUCCCGGCUGCGGCAAAGUUUUCGCCAGGUCAGAGAACUUAAAAAUCCACAAACGCACCCACACAGGUGAAAAACCAUUUAAGUGCGAAUUUGAAAACUGUGACAGGCGUUUCGCCAACAGCAGCGACAGGAAGAAGCACAUGCAUGUGCACACUUCAGAUAAGCCCUAUCUGUGCAAGAUGUGUGACAAGUCAUACACUCACCCCAGCUCUCUGAGGAAACACAUGAAGGUCCAUGAAGCAUCUCAAGGUUCUGAGUCCUCACCAGCAGCCAGCUCUGGCUAUGAAUCGUCCACUCCACCAGUCCUGGUCUCACCGUCUGCCGAACCUCCAAACAGCAAUAAUUUAUCCCCCGCCUCUACUGCCGUGCAUACCAACGUCGGCAUCUCUUCCAACUUCAAUGAGUGGUAUGUGUAAAAAAAGACCAAAGGCCCCAAACGUGGAAGAUCGUCACCUCCGUCUCUAAACUUGAAAAUAGAUCAAACAGCUUUAUCUGCAGUCUGCGUUAAUGAAAAACUGAGAACGAAAUAAACCCCCCAUACCAGCAAUACCGAGUUGCAGUGAUUUUGCAGAAAUUAAGAUCAAAUUUUAUUUAUGUCUCACGGAACAAAUAUUUAGGCCACUUUUACAACUCUGUGCAAAAGAAGCUUUGACUGUCUGCUGAACUGGAUUUGGGAUCUUUGAGACUGAGUGUUCUUUCACAGCUAGUGAUUUCUUCCUUGAGAUGACAAGGCUUCCCAAAUUGGACAUAAUGGAAGCACAAACGUACAGAGAGAAUGAUUUCCUUGUAUUUUAAUGCUGAAAGUUGUCGCCCUUUGCAGGGAGACCGAUUGUAAAAUCUUCAUCCAAUCAUAUAGAAUGGAAACUGUGCCAAAGUCAAGUUACAGUUCACAAAUACACAUAAAGAACACGAUUAAUUGCUUGUGAAUGUAUUUCUUCUGUUAGCUGAGUUUUUAUCUUGUGAUGUUUUGUGCUUUGCAAGUUUAAAUUGUGAAAUACUAUUGGAAGAUUGUGAAAAAGUCGUGCUGUUAAUUUUUGUAACAACGAUACCCAUUCUGUAAAUAGCCGCCUUACCAUAUUUAUCCCAGUUGUAAUUAAAUUAUGGUAUUAACUUGUUACAGAUGAAACAAUAUUUAUAAAGAAUGUUUCUUAACUAUAAAUAUGUACAAUUGUGAGGUAAACAUCAGAUUGUUCAGAUUGUUCCCGUUUUAAUUUCUAGAUAAAGCAACGUUCCCCUCUUCUUGUGUGAUGUCCUGAGAUCAUUAACAGCAUACAAAGGUAUAAUAAAACGUGUUCAG